This is a messenger RNA of Triplophysa rosa, 4569 nucleotides long. Its product is annotated as NACHT, LRR and PYD domains-containing protein 3-like. The transcript is spliced from 14 exons. The record is from RefSeq and is a predicted model, not a curated record. Gene Ontology annotation, molecular function: protein binding. Lineage: Eukaryota; Metazoa; Chordata; Actinopteri; Cypriniformes; Nemacheilidae. The coding region runs from base 823 to 4239 and encodes 1138 amino acids.
CAGAGCUCUGAGCUCUGAAUUUUGGCCCGAACCCAGAGUACUCCCCCCUUUACUGGGAUAGAUACGAUGUAGAGAGUGAGGUGAUGGGGUGGAGGUUUUGCUACCAAAACUGUCAUGGGACAGAGGUGAGGGACAGCUUAUAUAGCGUCUACUCUGUGCUGAUUGGUUGGAUUACAUUCUUAUGAUCCUCCCGAACGUAGUCACAUAAACUUCAACAAAAAAACGUAUUUUAUUGCUGUGCAGCCGGUAGGCCCCUCCCAUUAAGAAAAGCAAAUGUUUAUACAUUUUUCAAUAAAUGUUUGUACAACCAUUUAGAUGUUCGAAAUGUCUUCGAACAUUUAAACUGGUCAACUGGUCAACUGGUAAAGGGGAACAAAUAACUUUGCCAUGUGCUGGUUUGCUGCUAUCUAGUGGAGAACUGCAUUCAUUGAUUCAUGUUUUGUAUAUGAGCAAAUGUUUGUCUGCUGUUUUUAUGUGUUAAAAGUGCCUUUUUUUAUUGCCAAAGUAUCACAAUCACACAACCCCAUCCCCCCCACCCGGAAAAUAAGGACAGGUACCCCCUGGAACAUAGUCCAAAUGAUUUAGCACCUCCCUUUCCAUACCCUGGUAGUUUGUUAUUUGAUACGAGAUUUAUUUUGGUAGAGUGAGAGAGUGCGACAGAGACUGAAAGAGCCCGUUCGGGAUCCAUUUUGUAGUGUGAAGAAGUAAACAACAACCAGAGAGACAAGUCAUUACUGUCAACUGACUGUUGAGACAGAGAGAGAGAUUUUAGAAAGACUUUGAUUUCUGAGUUGAUACAAAACUUGGUUUGAGCAAGACAACAUGCCCUUCAGAAUGAGUCUCUCCAAUGAACAUAACACAAAGACAGACAAGAGUUUGUGUCAGAACAAAUCUCCUAAACCUAGUUGUGUGUCUAUGAAGAGUGACCAGUCAAUGGAUCAUCCAAUAUCAUUCCGUUUGAGAGACUCAUCUGCUGAUCUGAGUUUGUUUCAGAAUAAACCUCCUGAACCCAGCUGUGUGUCCAUGAAGAGUGAUGCGUCAGUGGGUCAUCCAAUAGUAUUCAGUUUGGGAGACUUGUCUGCUGAUCUGAGAAAAACACAGAAUGGAUCAGAAUCAGAUAUUGUAAAGAACUUGGACUCCAUUUUCAAGGAAGUUGAGCAGAAAAUCAUCUCUGUAAUGAAGAAAGAGUUAAACAGUUUUAAGAGACUGUUGAGUCCAGAUUACCCAGAAUCCUUUGAGAGAGAAACAGAUGAUGAUGACAAGAGUCAUAGAAGAGUCAGAGAGGCGGUUAUUAAGAUCACACUGCACAUCCUGAAGAAGAUGAAGCAGACAGACCUUGCAAACACACUACAGACCAGACGUAAUCAUGCUGAUUAUACUGCUUUUUUGUUAGAACUGAUGCCUAUGUAUCAACAAAAGUUCAAAUCCAGACUAAAGGAGAAAUAUCAGAGAAUUAAUGAAGGAAUAUCCAGUCAUGGUAACACAACACAUCUGAAUGAGAUCUACACAGAGCUCUACAUCACAGAGGGAGGGAGUGGAGAGAUCAACAAUGAACAUGAGGUGAGACAGAUUGAGACAUCAUCCAGAAGAUCAGAGACACGGGAGAGAUCAAUCAAAUGCAGUGACAUCUUUAAAGCAUUAUCUGAACAAGACAAACCCAUCAGAAGUGUGCUGACUAAAGGAGUCGCUGGAAAUGGAAAAACAGUCUCUGUACAGAAGUUCAUUCUGGAUUGGACUGAAGGAAAAGAAAAUGAGGACGUUCAUUUUAUAUUUCCACUUCCUUAUAGAGAGCUGAAUCUGAUCAAGCAAAAUCUCAGUCUUAUGGAACUUGUCAAUCAAUUUUACAAAGUAACAAAACAACUCACAUCAACAGAUUAUGAAGACUACAAAGUCCUGUUUAUAUUUGAUGGUCUGGAUGAGUGUCGACUGCAUCUAAACUUCCACAACAAUCAGACCUUGUCUGAUGUAACAGAAUCGGCUUCAGUGGAUGUUCUGCUGACAAACCUCAUCAAGGGGAAUUUACUUCCUUCUGCUCUCAUCUGGAUCACCUCUCGACCAGCAGCAGCCAAUCAAAUCCCUCCUGAGUGUGUCGAUCAAGUGACAGAGGUACGAGGAUUCAACGACCCUCAGAAAAAAGAAUAUUUCAGGAAGAGAAUAAAGGAUCAGAGUCUGUCUGAUAAAAUCAUCAAACACAUCCGAUCAUCAAGAAGUCUGUACAUCAUGUGUCACAUCCCAGUCUUCUGCUGGAUUUCAGCCACUGUUCUCCAGAGAAUGUUAAGGGAAACAAAGAAUACAGAGAUCCCCAAGACUCUUACACAAAUGUUCACACACUUCCUGAUCUUUCAAACCAAAAGGAGUCAAAUGUACGAUGGGAAAUAUGAAAUAGAUCUUCUUCAGGCUAGAAAGAGCAUUUUCUCAUUAGGAAAGUUGGCCUAUGAGCAGCUGGAGAAAGGGAACCUGAUCUUCUAUGAGGAGGAUCUGAGAGAGUGUGGCAUUGAUGUGAGAGAAGUGUCUGUGUAUUCAGGAGUUUGUACUCAGAUCUUCAGAGAGGAGCCUGUGCUGCACCUGGGGAAAGUGUUCAGCUUUAUACAUCUGAGCAUUCAGGAGUUUCUAGCUGCUGUAUUUAAGAUGAUGUCCUUCUCUGAACAAAACACAGGACUCAAGAACAUGUUCUGGUCAACUAUGACUGAUUCACUAAAGAGUGAAGUGGACAAGGCCUUACAGAGUGAGAACGGACACUGGGACCUUUUCCUGCGGUUUCUUCUCGGUCUCACACUGAAGUCUAAUCAGAUUCUCUUACAAGAGCUCAUGAGAAAGACAGUAAGCAGCUCUGAAAGCAGUCAGAAAACAGUUGCUUACAUUAAAGAGAAGAUCAGAGAGAAUCAAUCUCCAGAGAAAUCCAUCAACCUGUUUCACUGUCUGAAUGAACUGAAUGAUCAUUCUCUAGUGAAUGAAGUCCAGUCAUAUCUGAAGAGAUCUGGAGUUAGUUAUCUCUCUGGAGUCAAUCUGUCUCCUGCUCAGUGGUCGGCUCUGGUGUUUGUGUUACUGAACUCAGAAGAGGAGCUUGAUGAGUUUACAUUGAGUAAAUAUGAUCCAUCAGAAAAAUGUCUCCUGAGACUGAUGCCAGUGGUCAAAGCAUCUAGAAAAGCUGAUCUUUCCAGAUGUUGUAUCACAGAUGAAGGUUGUGCUGCUCUGACUUCAGCUCUGAGAUCAAACCCCUCACACCUGAUAGAACUCAAUCUGAACUAUAAUAAAAUAGGAGAUUCAGGAGUGAAGCUGCUCUCUGCUGUACUGGAGGAUUCACACUGUAAAAUGGAGAAACUACAUCUGCAGUGGUGCAGUGUCACAGAUGAAGGUUGUGCUGCUCUGACUUCAGCUCUGAGAUCAAACCCCUCACACCUGAUAGAACUCAAUCUGAACUAUAAUAAAAUAGGAGAUUCAGGAGUGAAGCUGCUCUCUGCUGUACUGGAGGAUUCACACUGUAAACUGGAGAAACUACAUGUUUCCAGAUGUUGUAUCACAGAUGAAGGUUGUGCUGCUCUGACUUCAGCUCUGAGAUCAAACCCCUCACACCUGAUAGAACUCAAUCUGAACUAUAAUAAAAUAGGAGAUUCAGGAUUGAAGCUGCUCUCUGCUGUAUUGGAGGAUUCACACUGUAAAAUGGAGAAACUACAUCUGCAGUGGUGCAGUGUCACAGAUGAAGGUUGUGCUGCUCUGACUUCAGCUCUGAGAUCAAACCCCUCACACCUGAUAGAACUCAAUCUGAACUAUAAUAAAAUAGGAGAUUCAGGAGUGAAGCUGCUCUCUGCUGUACUGGAGGAUUCACACUGUAAACUGGAGAAACUACAUCUGGAGUGCUGCAGGAUCACAGAUGAAGGUUGUGUUGCUCUGACUUCAGCUCUGAGUUCAAACCCCUCACACCUGAUAGAACUCAAUCUGAACUAUAAUAAAAUAGGAGAUUCAGGAGUGAAGCUGCUCUCUGCUGUACUAGAGGAUUCACACUGUAAACUGGAAGAACUACAUCUGGAGUGCUGCAGGAUCACAGAUGAAGGUUGUGGUUGUGCUGCUCUGACUUCAGCUCUGAGAUCAAACCCCUCACACCUGAUAGAACUCAAUCUGAACUAUAAUAAAAUAGGAGAUUCAGAAGUGAAGAUGCUCUCUGAAGUACAGAGGGAUCCAAAACAUAAACUGGAGAAGUUAAGUCUAAAUUGUAAACUCCAAGCUUCAACUGGGGAAUAAGAAACUGCUGUGUCCUGAACAACACAAUCAGCUGAACAAACACUGACAUUAAUUCAGUGAAUUUAUAAGUGAAAAAUAUUCUUGUGAAUAUGAACACAGACAUAAACUUAUUUAAAUGUGCAUCUAUUGUAUAUGCUGUCAGAGGAAAGAACUGGAAAUGAAAUAUUUAACUAUUGAAUUGAAAAUGUUGUACUUUUUACUUGUAUCAGAGGUUCAGUACAUUACGUACAUAUUGUAUUAAGGUGUGUCAGAUAAACACAGUUUGUAGCCAUAUUUGGGUAACAAUGUUUUUUUUUAAUAUAACAUGUAUUUAUGUAUUCAAAUUUACAU